Danaus chrysippus (African queen) is the source of this 720-nucleotide messenger RNA. NCBI's taxonomy places the organism in Eukaryota, Metazoa, Arthropoda, Insecta, Lepidoptera, Nymphalidae. The record is from the annotation of a GenBank genome assembly.
AUGCCGGGAGUUUUCAGGAAGCACGCGGAGGCUAUAUACAACUUCAAAGUUCGACCUGAUGACGUAUGGGUUGUCUCAGUACCAAGAUCAGGCUUAAAGAAAGCGUCUCAGACCCCAAGCUGGAAAACUUUAGAAAUGGCGCCUUCACCACGCUUCAUUAAAACUCACCUACCUCUAUCGAUGCUCCCUCCUAACUUACUCAACACUGCCAAAGUUAUCUACGUAGCUAGGGAUCCUAGGGACGUUGCUGUCUCCUACUAUUAUUUGCACAAAAUGAUUGCUAAGAAAUUCAUGCGAGCCUCCUUCACAGAUUUUUGGAAUGCAUUUAAGAGAGACUUAUUACCCAUGACACCAGUUAUUGAACACGCCAACGAAUCCUGGAACCAAAGACAUAACAAGAAUCUACACUUUUUAUUCUAUGAAGACAUGAAAAAGGACUUGGUAAAAGAAAUACAAGGUGUAUGCAAAUUCUUGGACCGAAAUUACACAGAUGAAAAAAUAAAUGAGUUAGCCAGUCAUCUUAGUUUCGAUAGUUUUCGUAAUAAUAAAAAUGUAAAUAACAACGCUGACGGAGAUGGGAAGAUUCAAUUUAUACGGAAAGGAGAAGCCGGUGGCUGGCGAACACAUUUUGACGCCGAGAUGAAGAUUGAAGCCGAAGACUAUCUUUCAGAAAGGCUUAAAGGACUCGACUUGAAAUACCCGUCUUGGGGCUCAAAAUAG